AUGGAAGACUCCGGUCUGGAGGGUGAUGCUCUGUGUCAGUUCUAUGAGGAGGUCUCCUAUAGGAAGACCAGAGGGAGAGUGAUCGAAUACCUCUUUGAAGAGGGUGUGGAAACGGGUCUCGGAUCUGAGUUCUGUGCUGUAGGCAGUCCAUAUGGCGGUGGCCCAAUCCAGGGCUUUGCCUGCCACACGGGGCGCCUGCUCAUGUCCCUGUGCUUCAGCAGUCUCAGCUUCCUGCUCUUUCACAUCAUUUAUCAGAUCACUGUCAACAGUCUACUGGCCGGGAACAACAUAGACCGCGCCUUCAACUGUUCAACAUGGGAGAAAUCUAUACGUCAGAUUGGCUUUGAAAGUGUGAUAGGUGCAGAUGCAGGGAACGGUAUCCGUGUGUUCCUCCCUGACAUAGGGAUGUUCUUAGCAGGGCUGGCCUGCUGGCUGCUGUGUCGUAGUCUGUUUCAGAAGAGACCGCCAGAGGACAUGGCCCAGGACAACACUGACUACGAACCGGAGGGAGAGGAGGAAGAGGAGAAGCUGAGCCUUGAUGACAACAUCCUGUUGGAUGAGGACUUUGAGGCUGGGUACGAGGCUGAAGAAGAGGAGGAGGAAGAGAUGGAGGAGGAAGAGGGGGAAGAUGAUGAAGAGGAGGAGGAGAGCAACAAGAUGAAGAUUCUGCGUCACAUUGCGGGCGUGGCGUCUAAAGUGAAGGAGAUCAUUGGGAAUCUGAUAACCACCGCGGGAAAAGUGGUGGUCACUAUACUGUUAGGAGUCACAGGUAUCACGCUGCCCUCCCUGACGUCAGCGGUCUAUUUCUUCGUGUUCCUGUUCCUGUGUACGUGGUGGUCGUUCUGUCGGACAUUCGACACCCUCAUCUUCAGCUGUAUGUGUGUCCUCAUGGCCAUAUUCAGUGCUGGACACCUGGUCGUCCUCUACCUCUAUCAGUUUCAGUUCUUCCAAGAGAGCAUCCCUCCAGAGGACAGCUACAUCAGUCUGUUCGGCAUCUCAUCCAUCAUCCAGACUGACUGCUCCUCCACGUGGAGGAUGAUAGUUAACCCUGAUCUGGCCUGGCACCACUUUGUUAACCCCAUUAUGCUGCUGCUGCUGUACUACACCCUGGCCACUCUCAUACGCCUCUGGCUCCAGGAACCUAUAGAGGAACCUAUAGAGGUAGGUAACACACUGGCCACUCUCAUACGCCUCUGGCUCCAGGAACCUAUAGAGGUAGGUAACACACUGGCUACUCUCAUACACCUCUGGCUCCAGGAACCUAUAGAGGUAGGUAACACACUGGCCACUCUCAUACGCCUCUGGCUCCAGGAACCUAUAGAGGAGGAUGAAGGAGAGGAGGGAGAGGACGGAGAGGAAGAGGAGGAGAUGGUUGGGAACGGCACCAGGAACUCUGCGGACAAGAGGAGACAGCUGUGGUGGAAAGCUCACCAACGCACAGAGGAAAGAAACGGGUUGGCUGCAAAGUCCAACGGGACGUCUUGUGACAUCUCCACCCUAAACUCGGUGGAGAAUAGACCGGUCGGUCUGGACCUGUACUCCACCCCACAGUAUAAAAUGGACCAAACCAAUAACAUUACAGAGAAGAAGAAUGGAAGUGUGUAUGACAUCAAUCCAACCGUGGGAGGAGAGACUGCUGGGAUGGAGCAGGAGGAGGAGAAGGAGGAACAGGGCGAUGAGGAGGAGGAGGAGGAGAAGGAGGGCAGAGUGAAUGCUGUAGUAACAGUGUUCAGGUUCAUUAUGAAGCAAAGCUAUAUCUGUGCUCUCAUAGCCAUGAUGGCGUGGAGCAUCACGUAUGUUAGCUGGCUGACGUUUGUGUUCCUGAUGUGGUCGUGUAUGUUGUGGAUGGUGAGGGACCGUCGUCGUUACACCAUGCUAACCUCUCCCUUCAUGGUGCUCUACGGGAACCUGCUCAUUGUGCUGCAGUACAUCUGGAGCUUUGAGCUGCUGGAGCCCGUGCCUGGACUCUUCCUCAAGAAGGACGUGCCCUUCAGUGAACUGGGAUCCAAGGUCCUGUGUCUGUUGAGCUUCUGGCUGCUGCUGAGACAGACUCUGACAGAGAGAAAGGACAAGCAGAGAGAGGAGGAUGCUGUACUCACUGACGUACAUGUGGAUGACCAACCCAAGAAGAAGGAGGAAGAGGAGGAUGAGGAAGGAGGGGAGCAGGACAUCAUGCAGGUUCUGGGGAACAUGGUGAUGGAGAUGCUGGUGAAAUACUGGAUCUAUAUCUGUGGAGGGAUGUUCUUCUUCGUCAGCUUCGAGGGACGCAUGGUCAUGUAUAAGAUCAUCUACAUGAUGCUCCUCCUCUUCUGUGUGGCGCUCUAUCAGGUGCACUAUGAGUACUGGAGGAGGAUCCUGAAAUACUUCUGGAUGUCUGUGGUGGUCUACACCAUGCUGGUCCUCCUGGUCUACACCUUCCAGUUUGAGACUUCUCUACCCUUCUGGUCUAACAUGACUGGCAUGAGCCCUGAGAAACUGAAGGACCUGGGGCUAGAGCAGUUUUCCGUAUCGAUGCUCUUCACACGUAUCUUCAUCCCCACCUCCUUCCUCCUGGUGUGUAUCCUCCACCUUCACUACUUCCACGACCGCUUCCUGCUGCUCACUGACCUGAAGGCUGUGGCCCAAAAACAGGACAGCACCAUCUACAGACUGGAGAAAGAUGGAGGGAUGAAGCAGAAAGGAGGACUCCAUCAGUCUAUAGACCUGCGUCAGUCAUUCGGAAAGUCGUUUGAGUUGCAUCAAUCGUUCCAUAAGUCGUUUGAGUCCAGUGCAGGGUCGGGGGGGAGUGGCCACUGCAGUGUGGGAACUGAGCCAGAUCCCUCCACAGAAAACACUACCUCAGACCUAAAGAAUAAGUGGCACCUGGUGGUGGACCGUCUGACUGUGCUGUUCCUCAAGUUCCUGGAAUAUUUCCACAAGCUGCAGCUCUUCAUCUGGUGGCUCCUAGAGAUACACAUCAUCAAGAUCGUCUCUUCGUAUAUCAUACUGGUCUCUGUCAAGGAGGUGUCCUUGUUCAACUACGUGUUUAUGGCGUGCUGGGCCUUCGCUCUACCCUUCAGUCAGUUCAGACCCCUGGCCUCCAGUAUCUGUACAGUCUGGACCUGUGUUAUCAUCGUCUGUAAGAUGUUGUACCAGCUGGAAUCUAUACAACCUGCCUCUUACUCCAAGAACUGCUCCAUGCCAAUGAACUACACAGAGAAACAGAGAGAAGAGAUGAAAGACUCUCUACUGUACAAGGAGCCAGUAGACCCGUCCAACUGGGUCGGACUCAACAAAUUCAACCCUCUACUGGAGAACCUUAGGAACAACCUGCUGAUGUUGGCCGUGCUGGCGUUUGAGGUGACCAUCUACCGUCACCAGCAGUACUACAGACUGAGGAACAAGCUCACCGCACCCGCCGCUCGCAUCAUCUUCCAUGACAUCACGCGGCAACACCUCGACAACGGCAUCGUCAACUGUGCCAAGUACUUCAUCAACUACUUCUUCUACAAGUUCGGGCUGGAGACAUGCUUCCUACUGGCGGUGAAUGUGAUUGGCCAGCGUAUGGACUUUUAUGCUGUGCUGCAUGCCUUCUCUCUGAUAGCCGUGAUGUACAGACGUAGGAGGAAAGCUAUAGCUGAGAUCUGGCCUAAAUACUGUUGUUUCCAGGCCUGUAUUCUAACCUGGCAGUACUUUGUGUGCAUCGGGAUACCACCUGCAGCUUGCAAAGACUACCCAUGGAGGUUCCCUAACUCUGCAAUGGACUCCAACGUCAUCAAAUGGCUUUAUUUCCCUGACUUCCACACCAACCCCAACCCAAUCUUUCUCGUCUAUGACUUCAUGCUCCUCCUCUGCGCCUCACUCCAGAGGAGUGUAUUUGAUGAGGAGAACAAGGCAGCUGUCCGUCUCAUGGCCGGAGACAACGUGGAGAUCUGCAGAGACCUAGACGCGGCCUCGUUCAGCGUUCACAACCCUGUGCCUGACUUCAUACACUGCAGAUCCUACCUGGACAUGCUGAAGGUGAUCAUGUUCAGCUACCUGUUCUGGUUCGUCCUCACCAUCAUCUUCAUCACCGGCACCACGCGUAUCAGCCUCUUCUGUUUGGGCUAUCUGGUGGGAUGUUUCUACUUCCUGCUGUUCGGCGGGGAGCUGCUGCUCAAGCCAAUCAAAAAGAUCCUCCACUACUGGGACUUCCUGAUCGCCUAUAACGUGUUUGUGAUCACCAUGAAGAAUAUCCUGUCUAUCCUGGCCUGUGGCUACAUCAAUGUCCUGGUGGUAAAUAACUGCUGGCUGAUCCAGCUCCUCAGUCUGGCCUGCACCAUCAAGGAGUAUAAGGUCAAGUGUGAUCUGCCCAGCGACGAGGCUGGGAUCAUCUGGGACAGCAUCUGCUUUGCCUUCCUGCUGUUGCAGAGACGCGUCUUCAUGAGUUACUACUUCCUACAUGUGGUGGCUGACAUCAGGGCCUCACAGAUACUGGCCUCCAGAGGGGCUGAAUUGUUCCAGGCUACUAUAGUGAAGGCAGUGAGAGCCAGACUGGAGGAAGAGAACAAGUCUAUGGAGCAGCUGAAGAGACAGAUGGACCGUAUAAAGCAGCGACAGGAGAAGUUUAAGAGUGGGAAGAAAAAGAUGUUGAGCCUGGCCCAGGAAUCUGGGGACAGAGAGAACCCCAUCCAGCCGCAGGAAUCUGGGGACAGAGAGAACCCCAUCCAGCCGCAGGAAUCUGGGGACAGAGAGAACCCCAUCCAGCCACAGGAACAGGAGGAAGAGGAUGAUGGAGCAGAGCGAGAAAGAGAGAAAGUGAAAGUGAAAGAAACAGCCAAGACUAAAAAAAGGCAGUGGUGGCGGCCUUGGGUUGACCACGCCUCCAUGGUGAGAAGUGGAGAUUAUUACUUGUUUGAAACUGACAGUGAAGAAGAGGAGGAAGAGGAGGAGAAAAGAGAGGAUCAAGAGCUGCCCAAGAAGUCAGCGUUUCAGUUUUUCUACCAUGCCUGGAUAACAGACUCCAAGACAGCCAUGAAGGAACGAGGCAAAGAGAAGCGUAAGUUCUGGAAGAGGUACACCAAGAGAGACAAACACAAGAAGGACAAGAAGGAAGGUCAUGUGACUAUAGAGAUGGAGGAAGAUCAGGAGGGAACACAGGAGAAGAAGUCUGACGGACCAGACAACGUCUUGAAGCGAGUGUUCAACAUCAUCAAGUUCACCUGGGUGUUGUUCCAGACCACGGUGGAGAGCUUCACCAAGUGGAUGAACAACGUGUGUAGAGAACACAUAGACAUCUCCACCGUGCUGCGCAUUGAGAGAUGCAUGCUCACUAGAGAGGUCAAAAAGGGCAACGUCCCGUCCAGAGAGAGUAUCCAUGUGUUCUACCAGAAGCAGAUGCGUAUGAGCAUGUCUCGGGGGUCCAGCCUGGACCGGCUCAGUGAGGAGGACAGUGCGUCGGGGGGGUCUCACAGGGUCCACAGGAGGAGAGGCGACUAUCGCAUGGAGAGCCAGGACAGCAUGGCAUCGUUGGCAUCACGAGACAGCAUAUCCAGUGCCUACACUGAGGCCACCAUGCUGUUCUCCCGCCAAGACACGCUGGACGAGCUGGACGGAAUGCCGUCAGACGUUCCCAUUCCCAAAACCAGUGAACGUGCCCGGCCAAAACUCCGUAAGAUUUACGGCCUGGACGCCUCCAAAUCAACUGACAGCAGCAGCAGCCAAGUGUCCAGUGAAACGACCCAGUGCAUCACUCUGUACUCCCGGCAGGGCACCACCGACACCAUUGAGGAGGUGGAGGACGAACAGGACCAGGGGGAAAACAGGCUGCACGGACCCUGGGAACACCCACCUCCGGAGGGGUCAGAGGGGGCUGAAGACAGCCCCUGGCGGGGUGGAGGAGAUGGUGGUGAUGGAGAGACCACAGAGGAGAGGGAGCGGUACCAGGGCCAGGGGGAUCCAUGGGGGUCUCCAGGCCCAGGGGAGGGCCCCUCCUUCAGGGUAGAAGAAGGAGCCUCAACCCUCCUGGCCCUACGAGAAGGGUCCCGACCAGGGUCCCAGGACUGUACCACUGACAGUGACGACGGGGGUGUCCAGGACCGGCAAGAAUACUUGAAUAGGGAAGAGCGUGACCGGGCGAGGUUGCUGUACACCCCAGACACGGACGCUCCAAACACCUCGGAUGCUGAUGUGCCUCCCAGCUACAGCAAGGCGGUGAGCUUUGACCGUCUGGAGGUGAGUGAGGAUGAGAGCGACAGGGACGACAAUAGGAUGAUGGCGAUGACCCCAGACACCAGCCGAUCAGACUAUCUGGAUGACCCUUUGCUGCCCUCACUGACCACUGAGCUGACCGCCAGCGAACUGCUGCUCAACAAGAUGUUCCAUGAUGAGGAGCUAGAGCGGUCGGAGCGGUUCUAUGUGGGCCAGCCCCUAGUGCUCCAGUUGGUCUAUGCCCUGUAUAACAUGCUGGUGGCCCACUCUGAGAUGGUGUGUUACCUAGUCAUCAUCCUCAACAACAUGCUGUCAGCCUCCUGCGUCACCCUGGUCCUCCCCAUCCUCAUCUUCCUCUGGGCCAUGCUGUCGGUACCUAGACCCAGUAAGAGGUUCUGGAUGACUGCCAUCGUAUACACUGAGGUCACCAUCGUCAUCAAGUAUUUCUUCCAGUUUGGCUUUUUUCCCUUCAACCAGAACCCGAAGGUGGACGUGAAUAAACCCUACCACCCUCCAAACAUCAUCGGAGUGGAGAAGAAAGAUGGAUACGUCGUCUAUGACCUCAUACAGCUUCUGGCGCUCUUCUUCCACAGGUCCAUCCUGAAGUGUCAUGGUCUAUGGGACGAAGACAACCUUAAGGACACCAAGAAGGAGAUCCUCCGCAGGGACACUGAGUCAGAGGACGAUGAGAGGAGGGAGAUGGAGGCCACUCCCGUCCCUUCCACCCCCCGCGAGAGGAAGGGGUCCACUCAGACCCUCAGGUCUAUAAACCUGGGCAUGGGCACCUCCGUGGACUCUGUACACGUCCCCAACCUCCAGCAACAGCAGCAGACCUACCAGAGAAGAAAGAGCUCCAGUGGAGGGUCUCAUAUAUCCCACCGCUCAGUCCACUCUGUACGCUCCAAGAGAGGCAGCACUAACUCCAGGAACAGUAGCCAUAGAGACGGGAGCGAGUCAGUGCAGCAGAAGACUAAGAAACAGCUGAUCAAGGAGAAACUCAGAGAACAGAUGAUCAAAGCCAAGACCUUCACUAUCAAAAGGACCAUGGAGGUGUACCUGCCCAUCCGUCAGUUCUUCUACAACCUGGUCCAUCCAGAGUACAGCGCUGUAACAGACGUCUAUGUUCUAAUGUUCCUGGCCGACACCGUCGACUUCAUCAUCAUCGUCUUCGGCUUCUCUGCUUUUGGGAAACACUCAGCGGGAGCAGACAUCACGUCGUCCCUGUCGGAGGACCAGGUUCCCGGAGCCUUCCUGGUGAUGGUACUGAUCCAGUUUGGGACCAUGGUGGUGGACCGGGCCCUGUACCUCAAGAAGACAGUGCUGGGGAAGGUCAUCUUCCAGGUGAUCCUGGUGUUCGGGAUCCACUUCUGGAUGUUCUUCAUCCUCCCCGGACUCUCAGAUAGGCGUUUCAAUGAGAACACAGUAGCCAAGCUAUGGUACUGUAUCAAGUGUAUCUACUUUGGGCUGUCAGCCUAUCAGAUCCGCUGUGGCUACCCCACCAGAGUCCUGGGUAACUUCCUCACCAAGAGCUACAACUACGCCAACCUCUUCCUGUUUCAAGGGUUCCGUCUGAUCCCGUUCCUGACUGAGCUGCGUGCGGUGAUGGACUGGGUCUGGACCGACACCUCUCUGUCUUUAUCCUCUUGGAUCUGUGUGGAAGACAUCUACGCUCACAUCUUCAUCCUCAAGUGCUGGAGGGAGUCAGAGAGGAGAUACCCCCAGCCGCGGGGCCAGGCGAAGAAGCCGGUGGUGAAGUAUGGGAUGGGCGGGAUGAUCGUCAUGCUUCUGAUCUGUAUCAUCUGGUUCCCUCUACUCUUCAUGUCUCUGGUCAAGUCUGUGGUGGGGGUGGUCAACAAACCACUGGACGUCUCCUUCUCCAUCACCCUGGCUGGGUUCCAGCCCAUCUUCACAAUGAGUGCUCAGCAGAACCAGCUCAGAGAAGUCUCCAACCAUGAAUUCCAUAACACAUUCAUGAGGUCAUACCUCAGCGACCCUGAAGCGAUGCAGUGGUUGGAAUCCUACAUGCCAGAGGACCUGACCAUAGCUGAGUUGGAGGGCAGCUCUAACAGUCUGUGGACCAUCAGUCCUCCCAGUAGAACGAACAUCAUGAAGAUGCUCAGCUCCAAGGAGCAGUUCCCUAUCACUGUAGCUUGGUCUGUCCAACGGAACCCGACUCUGGGAGCGAAGGCUGAGUUUUCUACGGGGAAGAAGGUGAUGUUUCUGGAUGAUAAGACCAAGCUGGAGCUAUUCCUACUGCUCAAUGGGACCAGAAAAGAUGGAGUGGUGAUAAAACAUGGCUUCCAACGGUAUCUCCGAGCCCCUACUGACUCUGAGGCCAAACCCAUAGAACAGCUGUCUACAGAGGAAGUAUCCAUCACUUUGGCAUUGGAGCGUUUACAUAACGACUCAGAGGGGGUCCAGGAGUGGUGGAUCGUGAACCAGACUAGUCCGGGAAAGAUCAACGUUCGUAGCCCCAAGAAUCUGUACAACGCUGGGCUGGAGCUCUAUGUCUUCAGCGAUCAGGUCAGCCCUCCUAGUCUGGGCUUUCUGGCUGGAUACGGGAUCAUGGGUCUGUAUGCCUCCGUGGUGCUCGUCAUUGGUAAGUUCGUCCGUGAGUUCUUCAGCGGUAUCUCUCACACCAUCAUGUUCGAGGAGCUGCCCAACGUGGACCGCAUCCUGAAGCUCUGCACCGACAUCUUCCUGGUUCGAGAGACGGGAGAGCUGGACCUGGAGGAAGACAUGUACGCUAAACUCAUCUUCCUCUAUCGCUCGCCUGAGACUAUGAUCAAAUGGACCAGGGAAAAGACUCAGUGAGCUUGGCUGUAAAAGGCUAGAAGUUUCAAUCCCCUUUCAAUGUGGAUAGAAGUUUAAAAGUAUUAACCUCCCACUGGUCUCUGGGAUGUUGAAGUUAUGGAUGGACUCGAUCAGUCCAGACAGACCGUUUUUGCUGACACUUUAGUCAGUUCUUAACUGUUAGUCAUUUUUAUGGAAGUAGACCUCCGAGGAGGAAGGAAGGGCCAAAGCUUGCCGGCCCCUGUUGCAACAAAAAAAAGAAACACUGGGUUCUUCGAUUUCAUUUCAGCCAUGACACCGACCAUCUCAGAUUUUCCUGAAAUAGUCUGUAGUUUGAUAAAGAUUAUAUAAACAUUCCUGCAACAUUAUUUUGUUGAAAGACAAUUUGAAAUCUGAGAAAUUAAUUAAGCUAAUUGAUUGCACACAAAUCAUCAAUUUCAAUUUAAAUACCAAACAUCGAAUUUGGACCAAACCACUUAUUUGGAUUUGUUUGG
Oncorhynchus tshawytscha (Chinook salmon) is the source of this 9455-nucleotide messenger RNA. RefSeq names its product piezo-type mechanosensitive ion channel component 2-like. The record is from RefSeq and is a predicted model, not a curated record. NCBI's taxonomy places the organism in Eukaryota, Metazoa, Chordata, Actinopteri, Salmoniformes, Salmonidae.